This is a messenger RNA of Liolophura sinensis, 877 nucleotides long. RefSeq lists its product as uncharacterized. The record is from RefSeq and is a predicted model, not a curated record. The coding region runs from base 140 to 877 and encodes 245 amino acids. The transcript is spliced from 3 exons. Lineage: Eukaryota; Metazoa; Mollusca; Polyplacophora; Chitonida; Chitonidae.
AGUACUGGCCAAAACUAGGUCAUUUACUUGACGUUACUCCAUGUUUUUUAAGCAGACCCCUAAUCUGCAUAAAUAGUAUUGACGACUGGCUACAGGGUAAUUUCUUGACAAACUGGAACAGCCUUUUUUAGCGUGAACUAUGAGACCACGGAAAAGGAAUCAUGCGGAUCACGUAACAGUCUCGCUAGCGGUACUUGUCUGCCUGUGGCAAGCUCCAUUUGUGUCGAGUUUGUCAAUCAUAGCACCUGGAGAUGUCGUGGCCGGUCGUCCGUUUACCUUGGAGUGCAAGAUAGCCAGAUCGGCAGACAACAAAGAUAUUCCGCAGUGGUUUUACCGCUAUAAUCAGACCACAUCCGAGAUAUACUCCUCCCGUUAUUGUAAUCAAUCAAUACCAAUACACCCGGCAGCACCAGCAGGAUUAUCAGGGGGUUGUCAACACGUCAAUGGAGAAGAGGUUUACACAGUGACGAUACAGAACGUAACUAAAGACACGGGUCGGGGCAUAUGGAUAUGUCUAUAUGCAAGCAGGGGAGUCAAUGUUUCUCUGGAUGUGAAAGUAAUGGUCACUCUGGUAACUCUGACGAACCCUCCUGAUGUAGUGUUAGCCGGUAAACCCUCCAACUUUACCUGUGUGACCUCAGCCAGUAAGCCCCAGGCCUGCAUAAUGGCGUACAUACGGAGUUCUGGUAAUGUCCGGGAGCUAGAUCCGCGUGCCUGUAACCAGGACACCAGCUCGGUACAGAUCACAAGCCGGACCCUUACUUUUACAGCCAGCGCGAAGGAGAACGGAGCUGAGCUGUACUGUAACGCCUCCAACAGUGUGACGGAUCCCCCUGUACGCUCACAUGUCUACGCAGUCAGUGUACAAUGUGAGUAA